AUGCGAAGAGUUGUGGUGACUGGUCUGGGGGCCGUGACACCGCUCGGAAACGGCGUCAAACGGACUUGGAGCCGCAUCCUCGCUGGCGAAUGUGGCAUCGUCUCAACACGGUCUCUAGGCUCGGAGUUCGCUGCUCUUCCGUCCCAGGUUGCUGGUCUCGUGCCCAGAGGCAAGGCGGUUGAUGGUAGGUGGACCGCAUCUGAGCACGUCUCCGCCACCGAAGUCCGGCAGACCGCGCUUUUCGCACAGUAUGGUCUGACCGCCGCUGCCGAAGCCUUGGACGAUGCUGGCUUUCCAGGCGGGAAAGACCUACCGCAGGAGGACACUGGUGUGACACUUGGAAGCGGCAUCGGUAACCUCGAAGAGCUCUAUUCGACUUCGCUCGCGUACGCUGGUGCUGGUCAGGACAAGGCGAACUACCGCAAGAUUCAUCCUUUGUUCGUGCCACGGCUCCUCAUCAAUUUGGGAGCUGGUCACAUUAGCUUACGCUACGGACUACGAGGGCCAAAUCAUGCAGCGACGACCGCAUGCACAACGGGGGCUCACAGUCUCGGCGACGCGGCGAGAUUCAUUCAAUCCGGUGACGCAGCUGUGAUGAUUGCGGGCGGGGCUGAAAGCUGCAUCCAUCCUCUGGCCAUCGGUGGCUUCGCAAGGAGCAGGAGUCUAGCAACGGCAUGGAAUGAGCAGCCCAGUGAAUCAUCGCGGCCUUUCGACAAACAGAGGGCUGGUUUCGUGAUAGGCGAGGGCGCUGGUGUGGUAAUUCUCGAGGAACUUGAGCACGCAAGGGAGCGUGGCGCGAGGAUCUAUGCAGAGUUAUCUGGCUAUGGAUGCAGCGCCGACGCGUACCACCUUACUGCCCCUUUGGAGGAUGGAGCUGGUGCGUUGCUGGCGAUGAAGAAAGCUCUACGAAGUGCCCAGGUUGAGCCUUCGAAAGUCGAUUAUGUCAAUGCACAUGCAACAUCAACUCCGCUUGGAGACGCUGCUGAGAAUUCAGCGAUCAAGGCGCUCUUGUUGGGCGGUAACGGUAGGCAAAAGCCAGCAGAUGUUAACGUCAGCAGCACGAAGGGUGCUCUGGGUCAUCUUCUGGGCGCUGCCGGUGCAAUCGAGGCCAUCUUCGCCAUAUUGGCGAUUCAUGAGGUGAGUAGUCUGAACUCGGGACGCUCGAGAGCCGAAGAGUUUGACUGCAACUAUGUACCGGACGAGGCACAAGACCACCGUGUAGAUGUGGCUUUGACCAACAGCUUCGGUUUCGGCGGUACGAAUGCAACUCUCUGCUUCUCGCGCCUGAAAUAG
Molecule: messenger RNA, 1293 nt
Organism: Cyphellophora europaea CBS 101466
Lineage: Eukaryota; Fungi; Ascomycota; Eurotiomycetes; Chaetothyriales; Cyphellophoraceae
Product: beta-ketoacyl-acyl-carrier-protein synthase II
Exons: 3
Coding region: 1-1293 (430 amino acids)
Biological process (GO): fatty acid biosynthetic process
Molecular function (GO): 3-oxoacyl-[acyl-carrier-protein] synthase activity
Source: RefSeq, a predicted model, not a curated record